AUGAGCACGAUGAGCGACAAACUGGAGCCUCUUGCAAUUGUCGGCAUGAGCUGGCGGUUCCCUGGGCAGGCGAACUCGGCCAGUGGCUUUUGGGAUAUCCUCAGCCAUGGAAGAUCUGCCAAAUCGCGCAUCCCAGAGAAUCGCUUCAAUGUCGACGCAUACUAUCAUCCAUCAGCCGAUCGGAACGGAUCUAUCACCACGAAGGAAGGCCACUUCCUGAAUGACGACAUUGCCGCGUUCGAUGCCCCCUUCUUCUCGAUGACAGCAGCCGAAGCAGAUGGCAUGGACCCUCAGCAUCGCUUUCUUCUCGAGGUCACUUACGAGGCACUCGAAAAUGCCGGGAUGUCAAUCAAAUCCGUAGCUGGAAGUCAAACCGCACACAUGGUUGGGUGCUUUACCAGUGACUAUGAAGUGCUUUCCGGAAUUGAACUCAUGAUCAACUGA
Messenger RNA from Penicillium soppii, 444 nucleotides. RefSeq names its product beta-ketoacyl synthase. Gene Ontology annotation, molecular function: fatty acid synthase activity. Bases 1 to 444 code for a protein of 147 amino acids. The record is from RefSeq and is a predicted model, not a curated record. Lineage: Eukaryota; Fungi; Ascomycota; Eurotiomycetes; Eurotiales; Aspergillaceae. The transcript has 4 exons. Gene Ontology annotation, biological process: fatty acid biosynthetic process; secondary metabolite biosynthetic process.